AUGGCGAGACCCCAAGAUACGGCUUUGGCCCGAUUCAGUGGCCUCCCUAAGGUGCACAAAGACGGCGCUCCUCUCCGACCCAUCGUGUCGCUCAAAGGUACUCCAACGUACGGACUGGCUAAGUGGCUGUUCCGGGGUCUCAAGUUCCUGACCGCUGAGUCAGACACCACGGUCUCUUCGACAGCACAAUUCCUGGAAAAACUCAAAGGGGUAAGCCUCCAUCCAAAUGAGGUCAUGGUAUCUUUUAAUGUUACAUCCCUUUUUACUUCUAUUCCCCAGGACCUGGCGAUCGAGACAAUCGAGCUGCUUCUACAAAGAAAAUACGAUGAAACGGAGAAUCGUCUUGGACGCGCCCAAGUCCUUCAGCUCCUGAAGUUCUGUCUCAGGGAGUACUUCAAGUUCGACGGGACAAUUUACGAACAGAUGAAGGGCACACCAAUGGGUUCGCCCAUUUCGGGGUACAUCGCCGACGGUAAGACUCGCUGGUCUUCCAACACCAUAGACCGAAGUUCUGGGCCCGGUAUGUGGAUGAUACCUUCGUCGUUAUCGACCGGGAUCAACUGCUGAUAUUCAAGGAACGUCUGAAUGCGGUCUUCCCGGACAUGCAAUUUACGAUGGAGGAGGAAGAGGACAACAAGCUGGCCUUCCUCGAUGUCCUCGUAUGUCGCAAGGAUUGUGGUGGACUAUAG
This is a messenger RNA of Spirometra erinaceieuropaei, 689 nucleotides long. The record is from the annotation of a GenBank genome assembly. Lineage: Eukaryota; Metazoa; Platyhelminthes; Cestoda; Diphyllobothriidea; Diphyllobothriidae.